AUGGCGACAAGAGCCACCCGCAGCUCUCGAUUCGUUCCGAACAUUCCCUCGUGUGAUCAAUCGCCAAAGCCGAAAGUAUCAAUUAACCAUUCGGGCAGUCCCCCAGCGCAUACGUCGAAACCUUCUGAACCUGCACCGCCUAAUCCUAAUAUCACCAUUAAAACGAACGGCUCAAAGGCUGUGGGAACGUUCAGUGGAGCUGAGGGCGAUGCGGGAGUAUCAAAAAUAGGACAUACGAAAAAAGUUAUGGUAGAGAAAGGGACGGCUGAAAUCUUACAACGCGGUACGAAAAGGAAAGCGACGGUAUCGAACUCAGAAGGAGAACGCUCUAGUGAGGAAGAAGUUGAAGCAGAAUAUAAAGUCAAAGCGGAAAAGCGGCCGAAAAAGAACAAAGUAAAGGAGGAGGCUACGAUAGAAAUGAACCCACUAGCAUCUCGAACUACAAAUCUGCGAAUGUUUGUUGGAGCUCAUAUUAGCGCCGCAAAAGGGGUUCAAAAUGCUGUUACAAACAGCCUUUACAUCGGAGGAAAUGCCUUUGCGCUAUUUUUAAAAUCGCAGAGAAAAUGGGACAACCCACCAUUACAGAGCGAGCAUCGAGACCAAUUUCGGCAACUUUGUUUAGAUCAUAACUACGAUGCUUCGAAGCACGUUCUUCCUCAUGGCUCGUAUUUGGUGAAUCUGGCUCAAGAAGACCCAACAAAAGCAAAGCAGGCAUACGAUUCUUUUCUUGAUGAUCUGAAACGUUGUGAAGAGCUUGGUAUCAAGCUCUAUAAUUUCCACCCGGGCGCAACCAACAAAGCCUCCCUAGAGUCUUCAUUAUCACGAUUGGCGCAAGCUCUCGUUUCCGCUCUCAAAGCUACGACGACAGUUGUUCCAGUCCUCGAAACUAUGUGUGGUCAUGGUACCACGAUAGGAGGGCCAUUAUCACACUUCAAAUCACUCCUUGCUCUUAUUCCAGACACUUACCGUUCUCGCAUUGGUAUAUGCGUGGACACUUGCCACAGUUUCGCUGCUGGAUACGACCUCCGUAGCCCCAGCAGCUGGAAUAGUUUCAUGGAAGAAUUUGAUAAAGAAAUAGGCUUGCAGUACCUACGAGCUUUCCACCUGAACGACUCCAAAACCCCAUUGGGUAGCCGACGAGAUUUACACGCAAAUAUAGGAACUGGGUUUCUCGGUCUGAGGGCUUUUCAUAAUUUAAUGAAUGACAAGAGAUUAGAAGGCAUUCCGAUGAUCUUAGAAACACCUAUUGACCGACCUGCGAAAUCGGAGGCAGAGAUGGCUACUGGGAAACCAGACGACGAGAACGGCGUUUGUAAGGGCGAUCACUCGAACGAAACGGAUUCCAAGAAAAAAAAUAACUCUGCCAAAAAAGGCCCAACGAAGAAAGCAAAACCAGGCAAGUCGGUUAUGAUUGAGGAUAAGUCUAUAUGGGCGAAGGAGAUCAAGAUUCUCGAAUCGCUUAUUGGCAUGGAUACUGAAAGCGACGAAUUUCUUAGACUGGAGGCGGAAUUGGCGGAGCAGGGGAAGGAAGAAAGAGAGAAACAUCAGACAAUGUUUGAUAAAAAGCAAGAGAAGGAGUCGAAGCAAAGGGAUCUACGGGAUAUGUUUUCCACAAACGGUAAAGUGAAGGGGAAGUCUAAAGCUAGCACCACUAGUGCAGGAAAAAGGAAGAAAUCAAAAGAGGACAACACUGAUUAUUCAGACUGA
Messenger RNA from Histoplasma capsulatum G186AR, 1707 nucleotides. Its product is annotated as DNA lyase. Gene Ontology annotation, biological process: base-excision repair. The record is from RefSeq and is a predicted model, not a curated record. NCBI's taxonomy places the organism in Eukaryota, Fungi, Ascomycota, Eurotiomycetes, Onygenales, Ajellomycetaceae. The transcript has 5 exons. Gene Ontology annotation, molecular function: DNA binding; zinc ion binding; phosphoric diester hydrolase activity. Gene Ontology annotation, cellular component: mitochondrion; nucleus. Bases 1 to 1707 code for a protein of 568 amino acids.